This is a messenger RNA of Tetrapisispora phaffii CBS 4417, 2622 nucleotides long. RefSeq names its product leucine-responsive transcriptional regulator LEU3 (gene LEU3). Gene Ontology annotation, biological process: regulation of DNA-templated transcription. Gene Ontology annotation, molecular function: DNA-binding transcription factor activity, RNA polymerase II-specific; zinc ion binding; transcription cis-regulatory region binding. The transcript has a single exon. Lineage: Eukaryota; Fungi; Ascomycota; Saccharomycetes; Saccharomycetales; Saccharomycetaceae. The record is from RefSeq and is a predicted model, not a curated record. Bases 1 to 2622 code for a protein of 873 amino acids. Gene Ontology annotation, cellular component: nucleus.
AUGGAUUCUAAUUCUAGGAUUGGAAACGGUGCUAUGAUAGCUGGACAUGAGGCUCGGAGGUCCAGUGCCAUUGAUAAGAGGAAAAAAUUUGCGUGUGUAGAGUGUCGACAGCAGAAGUCGAAAUGUGAUGCUCUCGAAAAGGCUCCAGAACCCUGCACAAAAUGUAGCAAAAAAGGUGUGUCGUGUGUGUUGCAAAAAGAUUAUAGAAGAACAUAUAAGAGGGCCAGACAUCAGUUUAUCGAACAGCGGUUUAAAGAACUGACAGAAUCUUUGAGCGCAUUGAGUGCGAAUGAACUCAUUUCAAAGAUAAAGGAAGAACAUGUAGAGAUCUUGGAUAAUAAAAAUUUUACAAAAGAUAAAAUGGAGCUGCUGAAACAGACUGAAUCUGAUCGCAAGAUUACUGAAAAUAUGUUAGGGCAUCUACAAAGGUUCACUGAUCUUGGAGGUUUUAAUGAAUCAAGUGAUGUGAACUUGAAAGGAAGUGCAGGAAACCCUUCUGCGUUUACUGGAAUGGCUAAAGAUCAACUACAAUCACCUCCAAGAUCUUUAAAUGAAAUAUAUAUGAAUAGUGAAGAUAUUGCAGAGUUGUUUCAAGAGUAUGCUACAAAAUACCAUCCAUUUCUACCCAUCGUGGAUUUAUCCAUGGGAGCAGAGAGAAUUUAUAAACUGUCACCAUGCUUAUUUUGGGUUAUUAUGUUGAUUGGGCUACGACGUAGAGUUAAUUCCACAGAUUUGAUGGCGAGGCUAUCCAUAUCUGUUAAGGCUAUUUUAGCGGAGAUUACAAUAUCACCAAUCAUAAAAUACUCGCCUGCUGAGGAAGAUGAGCCCAUUCUAAAUGAAGCAAGUGUGUACUCAGUUCAGGCCUUUUUAAUAUAUUCUUUCUGGCCUCCAUUGACCUCUUCAUUGAGUGCAGACACCUCAUGGAAUACAAUAGGUACUGCUAUGUUCCAAGCAAUCAGAGUAGGUUUAAAUAGCGCUGCAUUUUCAAACGAGUAUGCUUCCCAUUCGGAACUUACAACAGAAAAACUUAAAACAUGGAUAGCUUGUAAUAUUGUUUCACAAGCUAUAGCCUCCUCUUUUGGCUUCCCUUCAUAUGUGUCAUUUGAUUACUCAGUUAUCAAUUUAACUACGAACUCUAAAUCAAAAAAAUUUCCUUUGGCAAUAGAUCAAAUGGCGCAGAUGGCAUAUUUCGAAUAUCAGAUAGUAAAUACGAUCAAUUCAAAUCCUGGAAAGGCUGAUGCGAUGAUAGGGUUGGCAGAGAAACAACCUCUAUUAAAUGUUCUUUCUCAGCAAUUAAGUCAGUUGGAAUUAAAAUUAGUAGAAGAAGAUGUCGAUGAUAUUAGAAAGUUCUUACUAUUAGUAUCAAAGGUACAUUUAUUAACUACUUUUUUACUAGAUUCAACCAGUGAUAUCACUGAGAUGGAUAGUUAUAAAUUUGCAUUAAUAAAAAAAGAAGUUAAUUUUGAAACAAAGAGGGGUCUAGUGAAGUGUUAUAAUGCAGCCAUUGAGUUAUUAAAGCAUGCUAAUAGGAUGUGGGAAGAUGACCCAAUAGUCGUUAAGUAUUUUCCCGGUGUGUUUGUUUUAAAUAUUUGGCAAGCUGCGUGUAUUAUUAGUAAACUAGUGCAUUCAUCAUUAUCAACUUUUCUUAAUAUCACUGAAGGUAAGGAUGUUUAUCAAAAAGCAGUUAUGAUGACAUUCAAUGCUUCAGUGCUAAAAUAUGAUAUGGCAUACAGAUCCUCGGGUAUAAUGAGAAGUAUUUGGAGUCUGUAUUCUAACAUGUAUGACAGUUGGAAAGCAGACUUGAAUGAUGAAAAUAGAAUUUAUGAAUUUAAUUUAGGAGUAGCAGUCCAAUCCAGAAUGUCUGUUAGUGUUUUUUUCGAUUGUUUGUAUGUGUUAAGACAAAAAUCAGGAAUGGCUAAAUUAGAAAGAGAAAGAGAACGUAAGGAAGCAUACGACAUAGAAGAAGAUGACGAAGAAAUUACGUUGAAAAAAAUUGAAAAGAAAGACUCUGUAAAUAAUAAAGAAGUACUAGGUUCAAGAUCUAAAAUUCUUGGCUUAAAGGAUCCAGAAAGUAAGGCAAGAUCAAUCAUUAAAACUAUUCCAUUGGAUCCGCAACCAAUCAAUGCAACUAGUGUGCCCACAAGUGUAAGCUUAGUAACGACACCAAAUAGUCAUGUUUCUGAAGGGGGUACUUCAACGUAUUCGAUAAAUCAUACCUCAUUGAGCAAUGGUACUGACUUCACUCAAAAUAAAAGAGCAGUGACAACUUCUCCAUACGUUAAAGAUAUAACUUCCGAACGUACAGAAGUUACACCAAGUAAUAUCAAUAAUAAAAAUUCAGUUAGUUCUGCUGCUUCUGCUAAUUCUGCCCCUGCUAUUACUAAUAAUGCUAUUCCAUAUGGUUCAUUAACUGAACAAUUAAAUGUUGGUCAAAAUAAAGUAGGGGCACAUGAUAUAUCUCAAAAAGAAGAGAAUAAUCAACUGCUGAAUCAAAAUUUGGCAAACAUGAUAAAAGACUCACCAAAUUUUGUAAUGGGGAACUGGGAUAAUUGGGAAUCUGACCUUGUAUGGAAAGACGUUGACUUGUUAAUGAAUGAAUUUGCAUUCGAUCCAAGUGUGUAA